GCGCCGCCGACGCCGCCGGGGACCCGCACGGUGCCCCCCCCCCCCCCACUCUCAUCCCGCCAAAAGGAGGCGCGGCCGGCCUGCAGGUUCGCAGUAUUCCCGAUCAGUCAGUCUGAUCAGAAGAAUUCGAUGUUUCUAAACGGUCAGAUAACCGCCUGAAUCGUUCAUGGAGCUGCCUUGAACCAGAACCUCCAAAAUGGCCCCAGACUGGACCACCUACAGGUCUGCCAGCCUUCACGAGUUUUUCAUCAGCAUGUCUGAAACCGUCAAGUACAACGACGACGAUCACAAGACGCUGUUCCUGAAGACCCUGAACGAACAACGGCUGGAGGGGGAGUUCUGCGACAUCGCCAUCGUGGUGGAAGACGUGAAGUUCCGGGCUCACCGUUGCGUGCUGGCGGCCUGCAGCACCUACUUCAAGAAGCUGUUCAAGAAGCUGGAGGUGGACAGCUCGUCGGUCAUCGAGAUCGACUUCCUGCGCUCGGACAUCUUCGAGGAGGUGCUGAACUACAUGUACACGGCCAAGAUCUCGGUGAAGAAGGAGGACGUCAACCUGAUGAUGUCGUCGGGCCAGAUCCUGGGCAUCCGCUUCCUGGACCGGCUGUGCUCGCAGAAGCGGGACGUGUCGAGCCCCGAGGAGCACGGCGCCGCGCCGAAGGGCAAGUACUGCCUGAAGCUGAACCGGCCGGUCGGGGAGCCCGCCGACCCCCCGGACGACGAGGUGGAGGAGAUCGGCGACCCGGACGACAGCCCCUCGGACGACACGGCCGAGGGCACCCCGCCCAGCCAGGAGGACGGCAAGUCGCCCACGGCCACCCUGCGGGUGCAGGAGGCCAUCCUGAAGGAGCUGGGCAGCGAGGAGGUGCGCAAGGUCAACUGCUACGGCCAGGAGGUGGAGGCCGCGGAGGCGGCCGACGCGAAGGACCCGGGCUCGCAGACGCCCCAGGCCCUGGCCUUCGGCGACGGCGUGGGCGAGGUGAAGGACGAGCAGCCGCCCGGCUGGCCGGCGGCGCCCGGCGACCUGAAGUUCGAGUACCUCCUGUACGGGCACCGGGAGCAGGUGGGCUGCCGGGCCUGCGGCAAGACCUUCUCGGACGAGGCCCGCCUGCGCAAGCACGAGAAGCUGCACACGGCCGACCGGCCCUUCGUCUGCGAGAUGUGCGCCAAGGGCUUCACCACCCAGGCCCACCUCAAGGAGCACCUGAAGAUCCACACGGGCUACAAGCCGUACAGCUGCGAGGUGUGCGGCAAGUCCUUCAUCCGCGCCCCGGACCUGAAGAAGCACGAGCGGGUCCACAGCAACGAGCGGCCCUUCGCCUGCCACAUGUGCGACAAGGCCUUCAAGCACAAGUCGCACCUCAAGGACCACGAGAGGCGGCACCGCGGCGAGAAGCCCUUCGUCUGCGCCUCCUGCACCAAGGCCUUCGCCAAGGCCUCGGACCUCAAGCGCCACGAGAACAACAUGCACGGCGAGAGGAAGCAGGGCCCCGCCGGCGCCGGCCAGAGCGAGACGGAACAGUUGCAGGCGGCCGCCAUGGCCGCCGAGGCCGAGCAGCAGCUGGAGACCAUCGCCUGCAGCUAGGGAGGGGCGCGGGUCGGGCCCGGGAGCCGGCCCGGUCGCCCGGGUUUGGGGGGAGCG
This is a messenger RNA of Tachyglossus aculeatus (Australian echidna), 1639 nucleotides long. It is a transcript of the gene ZBTB14, whose product is annotated as zinc finger and BTB domain containing 14. Gene Ontology annotation, cellular component: nucleus. The record is from RefSeq and is a predicted model, not a curated record. Gene Ontology annotation, biological process: regulation of transcription by RNA polymerase II. Lineage: Eukaryota; Metazoa; Chordata; Mammalia; Monotremata; Tachyglossidae. The transcript has 4 exons. Bases 197 to 1582 code for a protein of 461 amino acids. Gene Ontology annotation, molecular function: DNA-binding transcription factor activity, RNA polymerase II-specific; RNA polymerase II cis-regulatory region sequence-specific DNA binding; protein binding.